Molecule: messenger RNA, 2588 nt
Organism: Sceloporus undulatus (fence lizard)
Lineage: Eukaryota; Metazoa; Chordata; Lepidosauria; Squamata; Phrynosomatidae
Product: acyl-coenzyme A synthetase ACSM5, mitochondrial-like
Exons: 14
Coding region: 243-1967 (574 amino acids)
Biological process (GO): acyl-CoA metabolic process; fatty acid biosynthetic process
Cellular component (GO): mitochondrial matrix
Molecular function (GO): fatty-acyl-CoA synthase activity; fatty acid ligase activity
Source: RefSeq, a predicted model, not a curated record
AGAGCUGGAGGCAGGGCCCUCCAAAGUCUGCAACUCUGCUCUCCACGUCGUUUGGAGAAAGUGAAAGCCAAGCAGAAAGCAAGAAGAAGAAGAGGAAGGGGAAAGGGAAAGGGAAGCUGUGGGGCCCUGGGGUCCCUGCCCCACUGCCUCUGGACCUCCAACUCCUCCAGGGAAGAAGAGAUAAAAGGCAGAAAUACAAGGCAUACCAACACAGUCCCACUGCUGCGUGAGCUGGCACCACCAUGGCCUUGCUGAAAUACAUCUGGAGACUGCGGUCACCUUGCAUGUUACCUCAUCAAGUCAAGAGAUGCCUGACUUCUCCAGUUGUGUCGUACUAUGACGCUAUAAACCAGGGCGAACAGGAGGUGCCUGAGUAUUUCAAUUUUGCAAGCGAUGUUAUGGACAAAUGGGUGCAAGUGGAAAAGGAUGAAAAGACGUCUCCGAACACAGUCUUCUGGUGGGUAAAUGAUCAGAAGGAAGAGGUGAAGUGGAGCUAUGAGGAAUUGGCAGUCUUAUCCCGAAAAGCUGCUAAUGUGCUCACUGGUCCAUGUGGCUUGCAGAGAGGCGACCGACUCAUGAUAGUUCUGCCAAAGAUUCCCGAGUGGUGGUUACUUGUUCUGGCAAGCGUACGGACAGGCAUUAUUUUCAUUCCAGGGACAUCCCAACUAACAGCCAAAGACAUUUCCUAUAGACUCCAGUCUUCCAAAGCCAAAUGCAUUGUAGUCAGUGAUGCAUUGGCUCCUGCAGUGGACUCUGUCAUGUCUGAAUGCACAUUUCUGAAAACCAAGCUCAUAGUGUCUAAUAGCAGCAGAGAUGGCUGGCUGAACUUCAAGGAACUUUUCCAAGCUGCACCUGCUGAUCACAACUGUGUUAGAACCAAAAGCGAUGACACCUUAGCCAUGUAUUUUACUAGUGGGACUACAGGGACUCCCAAAAUGGUGUCACAUUCCCACGCUUCUUAUGGCAUUGGAUUGACAACCGUUGGCAGACGCCUCAUGAACCUGAAUCGUUCAUCUGUAUUCUGGAACAUAUCAGACCCAGGAUGGGUAAAGGCAGCCUGGUGCUGUUUGUUUACUACUUGGAUGAAUGGGGCAUGUGUCUUCAUACAUCACUUGCCGGUGUUUGACCCUGCAGUUAUAUUAAAUACUCUUUCAAGUUAUCCAAUCACCAAUUUCUGCGCACCUCCAACUGGAUACCGGAUGAUGGUACAGCAUGAUAUCACAAGGUACAAAUUUAUGCGUCUGAAUCACUGUGUGACUGGAGGGGAAGCACUCAACCCAGAAGUGUAUGAGAACUGGAAGAAACAAACAGGCCUGGAUAUCUAUGAAGGAUACGGACAAACUGAAACAGUAGCAGUAUGUGCAAAUGAAUGGAGAAAGAAAAUUAAACCAGGUUCAAUGGGGAUGCCAUGUCCACCAUACGAUGUUCAGAUUAUAGAUGACCAAGGCAAUAUUCAGCCUCCAGGGACAGAAGGAGAUAUCGCUAUCCGAAUCAAACCGAAGCGGCCGUUUUGUCUUUUCCAACAGUAUGUUGAUGAUACUGAGAAAACCGCAGCCUCUGAGCGUGGGGAUUUUUAUAGUACUGGAGACAGAGGGGUUAAAGACGAAGAUGGCUAUUUUUGGUUUGUUUCAAGAUCGGACGAUGUCAUUAAUUCCGCAGGAUAUCGUAUUGGCCCCUUUGAAGUGGAGAGCGCCUUGAUAGAACACCCCGCCGUUGUCGAAUCUGCUGUGGUCAGCAGCCCAGACCCUGUGAGAAAAGAGGUGGUGAAAGCUUUUGUCGUCUUGUCUCCGAACUUUUUAUCACACGACCCAGAAAAGCUAAUGAAAGAACUCCAAGAUCAUGUUAAAAAGGUCACGGCUCCCUACAAAUAUCCGAGAAAGAUUGAGUUUGUCCAAGAGCUGCCAAAGACGGCUACUGGGAAAAUCCAAAGGAAUGUAUUAAGGAAACGAGAAUGGGGGAAAAUCUAACUUCACCGGAGCAUUUGCAAAUGAUGGAUCUCCUCGUCCUCCGUCCUUUUCCACCAUGAUGGAUAAUUUCUCCCUCUUGUCUCAAUAUUUGUUCUCAAAUGCCAAGCAGAAAGAUUGACACAAUCAAGAAAGAGCGAUAUUUUCAAUUAGAGAUGCUCCCAUAAUUGAUCCACAAUUUUUACUUAAAUUCAUUACUUCUGCCCUAGGAUUUUGGGCAAGUGAACUGAUUGGUAUUCUUUGCAAAAUGAAGCAAAAGUAUAAAGGCUCCUUCAUUGUUGCAUUUAAUAGAUAACAACAAAAUGAUGAUAAGUGCAUUAAAUGAACACUUAUGCAAAAUUAUACCUUUUAUCUCCUAGAAAAGGGGUGGGCAAUGUGUGCCACAUUUCUGCCCCCUUUAAGCCAUUUUAGACAUUUUAGACCCUGUUUUAAAAACAUGCUGUGAAAAAAAGGCCUCAUCUGACCCUAAAACAGCCCAAGGGAAGCAAAAAUGUGUCAGUAGAGCCAGUGUGGCAUAAUGGUAUCAGUGUUGGAAUACAACUCUGGAGAACAUGGUUCAGUUCCCAACUCGGUCAUGAAACCCACUGAGUGAACUUGGGCAAGUCACAUACUCUCAGCCUCAGG